CUUUCUCGCAUCUCACCACAUAGUGUCAACCUUUCAUCAGCAUUGGCUAAAAGUUGCACACCGAGCAAGCAGAGGAAGUUAAGACGUAGAUGCACCCUGGCAUACCUUUAUAUUGAACUGUUCAAAAUAUUGUUUGCUCAGUAUAGCAACGUUAUCCAGUUCUAAUGUACUCUGUCCAGCGAAACGUAGCUCGUCUAUAUCCUAGUGGAUUAAGAAUUGCGAAGAUGAGCCAAGUCGGUGAUUUGGGAGCCGGUGCCGGAAAGGGAGGUGGCGGUGGAGGCUCCAUCCGGGAGGCUGGUGGAUCUUUCGGUAAAAUGGAAGCAGCUCACGAGGAGGAAUACUUCUACAAGCAACAGCGAGAACAGCUGCAGAAGCUGAAACCGAAGACUGAGGGCGGAGCUGCUGGCGAACAGAAGGCUCCACAGGGAGGCAAAAAGUAGGGUGCUUAAAUAAUAAUAAAAAAAUGACUGAAACA
Molecule: messenger RNA, 475 nt
Organism: Aedes aegypti (yellow fever mosquito)
Lineage: Eukaryota; Metazoa; Arthropoda; Insecta; Diptera; Culicidae
Product: ATPase inhibitor mai-2, mitochondrial
Exons: 2
Coding region: 165-440 (91 amino acids)
Biological process (GO): negative regulation of ATP-dependent activity
Cellular component (GO): mitochondrion
Molecular function (GO): ATPase inhibitor activity
Source: RefSeq, a predicted model, not a curated record